Messenger RNA from Phycodurus eques (leafy seadragon), 808 nucleotides. RefSeq names its product polymerase (DNA-directed), epsilon 4, accessory subunit (gene pole4). Gene Ontology annotation, molecular function: protein heterodimerization activity. Gene Ontology annotation, cellular component: epsilon DNA polymerase complex; nucleus. The record is from RefSeq and is a predicted model, not a curated record. The transcript is spliced from 3 exons. Lineage: Eukaryota; Metazoa; Chordata; Actinopteri; Syngnathiformes; Syngnathidae. The coding region runs from base 119 to 523 and encodes 134 amino acids.
CGCAACCGGAAGCACAUGCUCGUGCUCUUCCACUGUUGUCAUCUGUGUCAUGCCGCGGAAAAAGCCGUUUUGUCUUUGUUUUCUGUAAAAGUUAACGACGGGGGAAGAAAAGGAAAAAAUGGCAUCCACAGUGGCGAUCCUCGCCGCCCACGCGGAACGCGAGGCCGACCGCUGCGCGAGCGAGGAGGAGGAGAACCGUGGGGCCGAGGCGCCGUCGGAGGAGGAGGGCUUUCAACAGCAGGCCACGGGCCCCGCGGCAGCCGUAGGCCACAACCGGCUGUCCAAGCUGCCGCUCACCCGCAUCAAGGCCUUGAUGAAGACCGACCCAGACGUCUCCCUCGCCAGUCAGGAGUCUGUCUUCAUCAUCGCCAAAGCCACGGAGUUGUUUGUCGAGAUGAUCGCCAAAGACGCCUUGGUAUAUGUGCAGCAAGGCAAGAGAAAAACAUUGCAAAGAAAAGACCUGGACAACGCAAUUGAGGCCAUAGAUGAAUUUGCAUUUCUGGAAGGUGAGCUUCUUUAUUAAUUUCUUUCUUUCUGGGCACCAUACACAUAUCCUUUGAUAAUUUCAAGUGGAACACACCACAGCACCACUCCUCCAGACAGCAAUAUUCUUUUAAUAUAAAAAAUGGGAUUUCAGUCUAAAAAUCCUUUUUUUAAAAAAAAAAUAUAUAUAUAUUAUUGAUUUAGUUUUUCUCAUGGUAAAUUACAGAUGUGUAGUCAAAUGUCCAUCCCUACACAUCAUUUUUGAAAGUGAGUAAUAUGGCUGAUCUCUAAUUGAGUUGUUAAUUAUUGUGUUUUUUUAUUUUCU